Oncorhynchus keta (chum salmon) is the source of this 3392-nucleotide messenger RNA. Its product is annotated as E3 ubiquitin-protein ligase RFWD3-like. The transcript is spliced from 13 exons. Gene Ontology annotation, biological process: double-strand break repair via homologous recombination; protein ubiquitination; interstrand cross-link repair. Lineage: Eukaryota; Metazoa; Chordata; Actinopteri; Salmoniformes; Salmonidae. The coding region runs from base 606 to 2789 and encodes 727 amino acids. Gene Ontology annotation, molecular function: ubiquitin protein ligase activity; protein binding. Gene Ontology annotation, cellular component: site of double-strand break; nucleus. The record is from RefSeq and is a predicted model, not a curated record.
AGAGCCUGAGGUCUAAUGAGAGAGAGAAGGCGACACAGCAAAUUAAAUAGUAUAUUGUAGAACGUAAUUAGAUAUAGUUUCAUAUGUAAUAUUAUUUUAAGAGCAACUAGGCUGGUAGGUAGGAUUUAUUUUCUUCCUGUCUCUGGCCCACACUCCAGUACAGUAUGUGUCGGUAAUGUAUGGCACUAUGGCUUUACAACCGCCGAUAAACCCUACCUAAGAAGAAGCAAUGGAUGCAGCAGAGACUGAUCUGCGGCGAACUAGCUAGUUAACGUUACCAUUCUAGCUCAUUUAGGCUAUUUCCAAAAAAAGUAUAUAGUUAUGAAAACCACGUGGUGGCGUUAUUCCAUUGAUCACAUUCGAGACUGUCACCAAAUAAUCAAGUUGUUCGUGUACUUUAGCUUUUGCUGCUUCGAGUAGCCAACGUUACUGUAGCUAGCUAGCCGAGCGGCCUUUGCUUUGGCUUCCGCCAAUGUAAACUUCGUUCACCAUGGAAUUGACUUCAGCUAGUCUCUCAAUGUAACGUUGGCUACUUGCCAUUUCCAAAACCUGCACAUCCGUAAUCCUGUUCGGAGUCUUGUUUCGCUCAGCCUGGGCAGCCGGCUAUGGCAAGCCCCCCACCCAUAGGUUAUGAGAUGGAGGUGAUGGAGGCGAUGGAGGUGGACUUGCAGCUGGGGGGCCCCAGUAGGGAACCAGAGCCAGAUGUUGUGGCAGACCAGGUAAAUCUCCCUAUCGUCAUCCCUGACUCUGGCAGUGAAACAGAGGACGAGGCAGAUGCAGCUCCCUGUGACCCACCACGGCUCCCGAACACCUGGGCGUUCAGUCAGAACAGAGCCAGAGUGGAGGGUCAAGUUGGGUCCAGGAUCAGAAGUGAGGGUCAUAUUGAGCCCAGGGUCACCACAGCAGCCACCCUGAGGCAUCGGAGAGCCAGGCCAGGCCUCAGGGAGCACUCCUCCACCCAGACCGCUGCUCGUGCUAGCAGCUUCCUGGAUUUCCUGCUGCGAGUCCCUGCAGCCAACCAGGCCGAGGGCGACUCUGGGAGUACGACGGAGCUGAGCGAGUCGGAGGAUGAGGCAGAUCCCCUGGGGCCAGCAGCAGAGCCUCCCAACUCGGCCGUUCCCUCCAACCCUCGUCCAAACCCUCCAGUUGCAGUCACGCCACCCGAAGGCCUUUAUUAUUCAGAUUCUAAUGCAACCACAGAGGCUGCGAGGACCGUGACUGGAAAUCAAGUGAAUCCUGAGGUUGUAUCAGACCCACUAGCCUCCAGUGCACCGGCCCUUCGGUUGUCCCAGGGGGAUGAGGGGGAAGGGGAGACCUGCUCCAUCUGCUUUGAGCCCUGGACCACGUCAGGGGAGCAUCGCCUGGCCACCCUGCGCUGCGGACAUCUCUUUGGCUACAACUGCAUCGCCCGCUGGGUGAAGGGCAAGGGCCAGGGAGCCAGGUGUCCCCAGUGCAACAAGAAAACCAAGCGCACCGAUAUCGUCCUCCUGUACGCGCGCAAGCUGAGGGCUCUGGACAACACUGAGCAGGAGAGUAUGAAGAGGUCACUGGAGCAAGAGCAUUCACUGCGUAGAAAGGCUGAACUGGAGUCAGCGCAGUGCCGACUACAACUGCAGGUGAUGACAGACGAAUGUGGGGAACUGCACAAGCAGCUACAGGAGCUGAAGACUCUGAUGGCCCAGCCUGGCUGUGGGCCCUCACAGAGCUCAGCGGCAUCUCUCUCUGGGCUCUUUCAGAGACAGGACAGCACCCAGGGGGGCCACUAUGUCUUCUCCAAGGCCGUGCUGGUGUCCCAGGUGGGGGGAUGCAGGGUGCUGUCCUACUGUGAACCCCUCAGCUGCCUGCUGGCCUCUCAGCCCUCCCCACACACUAGCCUGGUGCCCGGCUGCGGGGUGAAGAAGGUGAGCACGUUGAAUCUGAAGGCCUGCCAGUACAUUCCCAUCCAUGUCAAACAGAUCAGAGGCCUGGCCUUCAACAGACAGGCCGACAGCCUCCUGCUCUCCGCUGCCCUGGACAACACCAUAAAACUCACCAGUCUAAUGACCAACACAGUGGUGCAGACCUACAACACAGGCAAACCAGUGUGGAGCUGCUGCUGGUGCCUGGACAACAACAACUAUGUGUACGCUGGUCUCAGUAACGGCUCCGUGCUGGUGUAUGACACCAGGGACACCAGCACACAUGUCCAGGAGCUACAGCCACUACGUUCCAGGUGUCCCGUGGCAUCCCUGUCCUAUGUGCCUCGCGCCGCCUCCAGCUCGUUCCCAUGUGGUGGCCUCAUCGCAGGCUCUCUGGAUGGGGGUUACUUCUGGGAGCAAGUAGACGGGACCACCUACAGACCCCACAUGUUGCCCCUGGAGACAGGAGGCUGCACAGACAUCCAGGUGCAGCCAGAGAGCAGACACUGUUUGGUCACCUACAGACCAGGGCGCUCCAAGCCAUCGCUGCGCUGUGUUCUGAUGGAGCUGAACAGGACCCCCCAGCAGGACGUGGCUCAGGAACCCUCGUGUUCCUGCUACCCAGUCCAGACAUUCAGGGCUGGCCCCUCCUGCAAGCUGCUCACCAAGAAUGCCGUGUUCAGAAGCCCGGCCGGGGAGGGCUCCACUCUGGUGUGUGCCGGGGACGAGGCCACCAACUCCAUCAUGGUGUGGGAUGCAGGGAGUGGAUCCCUGAUUCAGAAGUUGUCUGCUGACCUCCCAGUGUUGGACAUCUGUCCAUUUGAGGUGAACCAGGGCAGUUACCUGGCCUCUCUCACUGAGAAGAUGCUCAAAAUUUACAAGUGGGAAUGAGGAGGAAUUAUGGAGGACACCACCAGCAUAGAACAUGUAUGAGUAGCACGGCUGCUGCACUGUAUAAAUGGCAUCCAUUUAGUACAGCCUUUUCUUACCCAAAGUCACUACAGAAACUUUUAUUGGGUUUUCAUAGCAGUAGCGGGACUGGAGAGCCAUCACACUGCUGCAGUGUUAUGAAGGAACUGAUAACUGGAGUGCCUGUACAGAUACACUACUGCCCUAAAUGUUUACAUUAAGAAUCACAGAGAACAUCCUAUCAAAAAAUUAUUUUGCUUUCUUGUUUUUUGAUGCAUGUGACGAAUCAGUUAGUGUUGCCAGUUAACCAUGCUGUCGGCAAAUUUUUUAAUGUGUUCCAUCUCUGGUUUUAGAGACUGAUCCAUGGAUGAAAAUCAGGACAUCAAUGGCUUGUUACAUUUCCUGGAUCCUGAUUGGCACAACUGAUCAGCAAGCUGCAUUAAAAAAAAAAUAUUUAAAAAAAUCCUUCUGAAUGUGUUUCAUUUUUUAUUUCCUUAUUUUAUUUCCAGAGGAAAUUGUGUAUUUUAUAACAAAUUUUUGUAUAAUUUGUAAUGUAAUAAAAUAGAAAUCAUUGGUUAUUUUUCA